This is a messenger RNA of Pezoporus occidentalis (night parrot), 1124 nucleotides long. RefSeq names its product ribonuclease HI-like. Gene Ontology annotation, molecular function: RNA-DNA hybrid ribonuclease activity; nucleic acid binding. Gene Ontology annotation, biological process: DNA replication, removal of RNA primer. Bases 57 to 638 code for a protein of 193 amino acids. The record is from RefSeq and is a predicted model, not a curated record. The transcript has 2 exons. Lineage: Eukaryota; Metazoa; Chordata; Aves; Psittaciformes; Psittacidae.
UUACACAACGAACUCGAAUAGGAAAUCCCAGUCGUCCAGGCAUUCUAGAAGUCAUCAUGGACUGGCCAGAGGGCAAAGAUUUCGGAAUGUCACCAGAGGAGGAGGAGGUGGUGCGUGCUGAAGAGGCCCCACCGUAUAAUAAACUGUCAGAAAGUGAAAAGCAGUAUGCCUUGUUUACUGAUGGGUCCUGCCUUAUUGUGGGAAAGCAUCGGAGAUGGAAGGCAGCUGUAUGGAGUCCUGGACGACAAGUUGCAGAAACUGCUGAAGGAGAGGGUGAAUCAAGUCAGUUUGCUGAGGUGAAAGCCAUCCAGCUGGCCCUGGACAUUGCUGAACGAGAAAAGUGGCCAGUACUUUACCUCUAUACUGACUCAUGGAUGGUGGCAAAUGCCCUGUGGGGGUGGUUGAAGCAAUGGAAGCAGAGCAACUGGCAACGCAGAGGUAAACCCAUCUGGGCUGCUGCACUGUGGGAAGAUAUUGCUGCCCAGGUGCAGAACCUGGUGGUGAAGGUACGUCAUGUAGAUGCCCAUGUACCCAAGAGUCGGGCCACUGAGGAACACCAGAACAACCAACAAGUGGAUAAAGCGGCUAAGAUUGAAGUGGCUCAGAUGGACUUAGAUUGGCAACAUAAAGGUGAAUAAUUUUUGGCUCGGUGGGCCCAUGACACUUCAGGCCAUCAGGGGAGAGAUGCAACAUAUACAUGGGCCCGUGAUCGAGGGGUGGACUUAACAAUGGACACUAUUGCCCAGGUUAUUCAUGAGUGUGAAACAUGUGCUGCAAUUAAACAAGCCAAGCGGUUAAAGCCUCUUUGGUAUGGAGGACGAUGGUUGAAGUAUAAAUAUGCAGAGGCCUGGCAGAUUGACUAUAUCACACUGCCACCAACCCACCAAGGCAAGCACCAUGUGCUUACCAUGGUGGAAGCAACCACCGGGUGGCUGGAAACAUACGCUGUGCCCCAUGCCACUGCCCAGAGCACUAUCCUGGGUCUUGAGAAACAGAUUUUGUGGCGACAUGGCACCCCAGAGAGAAUUGAGUCAGACAAUGGGACUCAUUUCCGGAAUAACCUUAUAGAUAUUUGGGCCAAAGAGCAUGGCAUUGAGUGGGUAUAUCACAUCCCCUACCAUGCA